AUGGACGCCUCUUCACUUCUUGCCCUGCCGACUUCGCCGGCACCAUCUUCGCUACAGAUUUUUGCGCUCUUUAUCAACUUUUUCUUUCCGGUAUUGGCUUUUAUAGUGGUUUCCGUCAGGGUGGCGGGCAGGGUGGCCAGCAGCCAGUUUUCCAUGGAUGAUUGGCUGGUCUGCAUUGCCAUGCUGAUGUCGGUCGCAGAGACGGUCAUCAGCUUCUUUUUCAUCAAAACAAACUUCAUCGGCAUCCCCAUCAGCCAAGUCCCACCCCACGACCCUACUCAGGGUCUUAUCUGGGCUUAUGCCGUGCAGAUAUUGUACAACCCCAUCCUCGCCCUCGUCAAGUCAUCUGCGCUUAUUUUCCUGUCUCGAUUGUUCGGCCAAAAAGACGGCGUCAGACGGUUUCUGCUCUGGCUCAACAUUGCCAACAUCUCCCAGAUGGUGGCUGUCUUUUUUGCUAUCACGUUUCAAUGCCUACCCAUCGCCUUUAAUUGGGAUCUCACUACUAGGGGUGGUAGGUGUGUUGACCGCCGGGUGCUAUACACUUGCACGGCUGUGAUCAACAUCGUCACCGACCUCCUGAUCUUGGGGACGCCGAUUUGGAUAUUUGCCAAGCUGAAGAUACCGAGACGGACAAAGAUGGCGUUGUUGUUUGUUUUUUUGUUGGGGUUUUUAGUAACCAUCACCUCCGUCGUCCGCCUCGUCUUGCUGGUUCAGGGAUUAUUCAACCUUACUGCGCUGUCUGAUCCGACGUCGAACGUCGGGUUUGUCACCUCUGCCAUUGAGACGAACCUGGCGCUUAUUACCGCUUCUGCCCCGGCGUUGAGGCCUAUAUUUCGGAGGAGGGAGAGGGGUGGGUGGUUAGGUCGAUCCACCAUCGCCCCUGCGACAACCAAUGGAGCUCCUGAUUUGGAAUCAGGGCAGAAAUCGGUUGGUUGGAACAAGGCUAAUAGAUCGUCCUCCCCUGCGAGGAGUGUCAGGGCUAAGUUUGGACGUGGCGGGAGUAAGUUGUCUCGAGGAGGGAGAGCGAGAAGAGGUGGGAGAGGAGGGAGAUUACGGCCUAUCAUCACCAGGGUCAUCACGACGACCGAACAGCAGCAGGAGCUCCGGAGUUCGAGCCCGAGGGAGAGCGAGGAGCAGACGAUGACGAGGAAUGGGAUUAUGAGGGUUAGUGAUGUGCAGAGGGAAAUUGAGGAGAUUGCUAUUGGGUUGGCGAGGACUACGACAAUGGCGAGUAGGGGGUCGAUGGAGGAGGAGAGGGGGAGGACAAGGGAGAGAGUGGUGGUUUAUAGUGAGAGUAUUUAUCCGGAGUAUGUUCCCGAUUUAUUACCUGGUGAUGAUGGGGGGGGGAAAUUGGAUUUGAGGGUGAGGGAUGAGGAGAGGAGGUAUGAUGAGGGGAGGGUGUCGAGGAGGUAUGGGGUUGUUACGCCUAGGACUGGGGUGACGCCUACGGGGAGGGGUUGGGAGGGGAGUGGGCGGCCUUUUUAG
Podospora pseudocomata is the source of this 1485-nucleotide messenger RNA. RefSeq lists its product as uncharacterized. The coding region runs from base 1 to 1485 and encodes 494 amino acids. Lineage: Eukaryota; Fungi; Ascomycota; Sordariomycetes; Sordariales; Podosporaceae. The transcript has 4 exons. The record is from RefSeq and is a predicted model, not a curated record.